AACAACAACAGCAACAUGAACGCUAAGGUCCUCUUCCUCCUAGGUCUGGCAGCCAUUGUCGCCGCAGACAGCCGUGAAUCCUUCGAGUCCUUCGAGUCGGGUGAGGCUAAGUACGACUUCAACUGGGCUGUCAACCAUGACGACUCCGGCAACGACUUCGGACACCAGGAGGCCCGUGACGGCGACCACACACAGGGAUCCUACUACGUGCAGCUUCCCGACGGCCGCCUGCAGACUGUAAAGUACUUCGUGGACGGCGACUCCGGCUACGUGGCUGAAGUCAACUACGAGGGCGAGGCUCGUUAUCCUGAUUCCUACGAGUCCAACGAAUCGAAAUAAAAUCUUAUAAUACUAGCUUUUUGCCUGAUGUGACACUGCAGUUAAAACAGAUACUGACGUUAUUUAUUACAAUAAAUCCAUUAACAAAU
Penaeus monodon (black tiger shrimp) is the source of this 428-nucleotide messenger RNA. RefSeq names its product pro-resilin-like. NCBI's taxonomy places the organism in Eukaryota, Metazoa, Arthropoda, Malacostraca, Decapoda, Penaeidae. Bases 16 to 339 code for a protein of 107 amino acids. Gene Ontology annotation, cellular component: extracellular matrix. The record is from RefSeq and is a predicted model, not a curated record. The transcript has 3 exons.